Apis cerana (Asiatic honeybee) is the source of this 4533-nucleotide messenger RNA. RefSeq names its product G protein coupled receptor bride of sevenless (gene boss). The record is from RefSeq and is a predicted model, not a curated record. Gene Ontology annotation, cellular component: membrane. NCBI's taxonomy places the organism in Eukaryota, Metazoa, Arthropoda, Insecta, Hymenoptera, Apidae. Gene Ontology annotation, biological process: G protein-coupled receptor signaling pathway; visual perception. Gene Ontology annotation, molecular function: sevenless binding; G protein-coupled receptor activity.
GAGGGCUACUCCCUUCGUCUCUCGUUGUCCCUCGCCACUGUCAAGAAACAAGAGAGGCCUCGGCUGUCAAUUAGGCCGUACGCGCUCCGCUUAAAUGGCUGCAGACCUCAACGUGACUGAACGUGUAAUACGUUUAGAAGGGGGGGAGGGCCCGCGGUACGGCUUCCGUGGUGGUCACUGCCGUGUGCAGUGCGCGCCAGCUGCUCCCCAAAGCGCACCACCGGCCUCACUUUUAUACACUCGGUUUCAUACGUUGCCCGAAAAUAACCGGCUCAGUCGUUUCCCCGUACUUCAGCCGAAAACUUUGCGCCACGAUCCAGUGACGAUAUAACGGAGGAGAGGAGAGGAUUCGAAGAAGGAAGAAGCGGCGAUCUCUGGGUCGAUUUUUCGUGAUGUUGGAUAAAGAAUAAAGGAGAGGAUUUUUGCAGUGGUGGGGGAUAUUUUGGUAAAAGGGAGAAGAUUUUAUUAGUUGGACGUUUGGGUGAGUUUAUUUUAGAUGGAUAUUAAUUGUAGUUAUGCUUGUUUGAUAUUUAGUUCUCUUGUAAUAAUAAGCAGUUCUUAUGCAGUUUGUGAAUCGUAACAGGGUAUAUAAGCAGGUGGAAUGAAUUUUUAAUGAGAAAGUUGAUCAAUAGCGAGUCGUUCUGAUUGCAAGGAGGGAACUGAAGUAACCUAUUUGUAUUAAUCCAACGCGAAUCAUAUUUAUCGAUUAUUGAAGAAAUAUUAAUUUUUUCGAGAAGAAUCUUUUUCCACGAAGAUCGAUAAAUCUUCGAAUCUUAAACGUGAAAGAAUAAGAAAGCUAUAAUCAGAGCAAAAAUUGUAUAAUAUAAAUUUCGAAGGAAAAAGAAUGUUUACGAUCAAGUUCGCGGAAAGCUUGAUCGUUAGACUUAAAUUUCAAUGAAGAAAAAAAAAAGAAAUAAAUUUAUUCGAUUCCAAACGAAACUUUCUACCUUAGAGAGAAGUUAAUCGUAUCAUCCUAAGGUCGAUAAAAAAUCGAAUCUCGGAAGCAAAGGAUUAAAAAUAAGGAUUUGAUCGAACCCAAACACCUCUCCCGGAAUCGGAUUACAAUUAAGAAAAAGAGAUUAUCAAAGUUGAAAGGGGAGGAACGAAACUGUACAACAAGAAACCUGAUCGAUUCCGGUAUUACCCUCUAAAUUCUAAGCUUCUAAGAAAAGGAAUAAAUAAAAAACAUUCACGAGAGAUCAAGAAACAUGAUCGACUCACCCGGAUCGGCUAAGAUAAGAAAGAUGGGCGAAUCGAAGGAGAAGUAUCUAAAUAAAUUGGGUACAUAUGCGACAUUGGGGGAAUGAAAUGAAACGGCGUUCCACGAUAAACGUUAUCCUUGCCGCCAUUUUCCCUAGGAUAUUCCCCCUGCUUCUCGAGACGCCUCUUAAGGGGAGGAGUCGAGGCGAAGUCAUGAAUAACGGAAGAGGGAAUGCGGAGAACAACGGAUAGAUCGAUCGAAAACGAUUUCUGGCCGACAAUGGCGUCUCGAUCCUCGCCUCGAGAAGAACUUUCCUCUUUUGAACGAACGAUUAUCGAUUAAACACCGUCGUUGUUGGAGGUGAGAAAUUCGUAUCGUUUCGAGGGAAGGGAAGGGAAUGAAAUUGUUUCGAGGAAGGAUGGCGUCCUCCCACUUUCUAGUGAUUUUUCUUGCCGCGCUGCGCACCGCCCUAGGGACAAAAGACGACCUCGAGGAUCCGAGCACGUGCUCGAGGAACAGGAGUUUGUUCGAGAUCCCCGGUGACGCCGUUCUCUCUGUGUUCUUGAACAUCAAUCACGGGCCCUACUGCAACGUGACGAGCGAUACUGGGUUGCAAGAAGUCGUGACCGCCUCGUACGUAGUUCAUCUGUUGAACAAGUACGAAUUCAUUCCUGGAUUCUCGUUGGGUUUGAAGAUCUUGGACACUUGUUUCGACGAGACGACCGUGUACAAACAAGCGCUGCAAGCAACCGUGGAGGCCGAUUGCCGGGCGGACCGCUACGACAUGGGGAUAUUAUUGCCGUCCGAGUAUGCGGGGAUAAUGGAACCGUUGCGCAACUACAGCGUUUCGCCUAUCGCCACGUACGACGAGGAAAACUUGACGAGGCCGCUGAUCAAUCUGAUGGUCCAUUACAUGAGCACCAGGUUCGAGACGGUCGAUCUGCUAUUGGCCAGCCACGACCCGGCGCUGAACAUAUUUCUGGACGCGGCAAGGGAGGCGGGGAUUUGCGUGAAAAAUUACGGGGGCAGUUUGGAGCUGGAGGGGGACGAGACGGAGCCGGUGAUCGCCGUGAUCGGGCGGAGGAGCGAUAUUCGGCAGUGGAUAGAGAGGGGGGAGAGACUGGAGGAGUCGAGGAAAACUUGGAUAGCGUUGUCCCUGGAUGGAUCGAGCGUGGACGAUCUGGUUCCCUCGGGCUCGUACGCGGUGAGGGCGUCGCCGCUCGACCCGGAGCUACUCCAAGACGUGUCCUCGCCGAGCACGUUCCUCGAGGCGGCCGCCGAGCCCGUCACGCGUUCCCCGCACUUGCUCGGCGUGGGUAAAGCGGUGCUCGAGCUCGCGCAAUUGCUGCAGGAUAUUCGAAAGCGGAACUGUCCACGGGCCACGGCCGCGUUGUGCGCGAUGCAACGCUUCAACCCCGGCUCGAGGCAGGAGAUGAGGAACGCGGACGUGUACACCGCGCUACGAAUAAUUGCGAGGUCGCACUCGAUCAGGUAUCUGGUGGCGAUGAAGAGUCAGCGAGGGGACGUGGUCGACAUGGCCGCGUACAACGUGGAGCCGGCUAAUAUGAAGUUCAGAGUGUCGGCCGAGUCAAGGAUGCCCAAGAUGCCGAGGCUGUGCUUGAAGAAGUACGCGAGGAACUGCGACGGGUGCGCUAAUUUCAAGAAAAGAUUCGGCCCUCGUGGCAAAGAUUCGCUCGACAGGGGUUUGUUAAAGGCUGGCAACUGGAUCCCAAUCUUCCUGACGGUGGUCGUGUGCGGGACGUUCGCCUGCGGCGCGAUCGCCGUCUUCAUCAUCUACCGUUUCAUGGUCGAGGACGUCCUCGACGGGAACCCAGUGCUGACGAUCGUCCUGAUACUCGCCAACGUGUUCACCCUCCAGACCGUGCUUCCGUUCUGCAUCAACGACGACUAUUUGGGGGGCGAACGCUUGAACUCGAGGAAGAUACUCGCGACGACCCUGGCCUUCGGACUCGACUUCUCCCUCAUGCUGACCAGGGCCUUCUUCCUCGUGUUCUCCAAGGGGGGCGUGUUCACCGCCCACAUAAACGGCCACCUCCAAGGGCUGAUGGUGUUCUUCAUGUUCUUCGUCCAGGUCGCCAUAUCCGUCAUGUUCUUCGCCCUCAGCAACCACGACUCGGCCGUAAUUAUGAGGAGCCUGAUAUUCAUCGCUCUUCUGGGAUACGAUAUAUUCCUACUGAUCACGCUGUUCGUCGUGUGCUUCUUCAUCUUCCAACUGCCGCGCAAUUACAGGGAGGGCAAGUGUUUCUUCGGCACGUCCAUCGGCCUGUUGAUCGCCUGGGCCGUGUGGCUCACCUGCUUCAUCCUCGUGGAGCCUGAAUACCGCGACACCGUGGUCUCCCUCGGAAUCAUAUCCACCGCUUAUCUCAUCAUUAUAGGUAUACUGAUACCGAGGACGUAUUACAUGGUGACGCAUCUCGCAAGGGGGAAGAAGUUCGGGCAGAGAUUCGGCUCGACCGAUCUUGCGCCCGACUCGAGGAUCGACACGAUUGGCAGGCAGAACGAUGAAAAGAAAACUUUGUUCGGGCAGAGUCGCCCGUUUUACGACUACGUGCACUCCGGCGGGGGAAGCACGACCAAUUUGCACGUGACACCCACCAUGUAUCCCAACUAUUACGGAAGCUCGAGCCCAGGGCAAAAGUAUCUAGGCAACAGAAGGAUUCCCGGAUACAACAAUUACGGAUACCACUCGGAGAUGCGGGAAGUGAAUAACUCUUACUCGAUACCGCAAGUCUGCAUCGAGGAUGCGGACUCGAGAAUCGACGGGAGCGCGACUUACGCGCGGCCGAAGAGCAACCGGAAGAGGAGGGCCAAAGGAGAGAAGGAUUGCAUCGAGACGGACGUUUACGUGGAGAGCAACGUGUCGGCGUGUCGGAGAUCGAUCAACGAAUCCGCGUAUGCCAGCAGCAGGUCGAACAGCCCCAGGUUGGCCCAGGUCGAGGCGACGAUUCGCGAGGAGGAGGAGGAGAGGAACGAGGAGACGAGCAGGAUCACUCGAUUUUGAACGAGGAGGAAAAUUUUUUUGGUUUAAUUGCACGUUUGACUUGAAAUUGUAAUAAGCAAUUGUCCUAGCCGAUAGAUCUUCGUGUUUAAACUUGUCGUCUAAGUGAAUCUAGUCGGUGAAUAGCGCGAAAGUUGUUUCUUCGACUCGAUGAGAUACAAAGAUGAGCGAAUGAGUGAAUGUAAAGGUGAAGAAUAUAUAAAGAAUGGACGAGGUUUUUAAUUAAUAUCGUAUAAACGAAAAGUAUUGUAAUAUUUAUCAUUUAAAAUUCGUUACAAAAAUACAAAAAAAAUAUAUAAGAGACAAGAUGAAA